Molecule: messenger RNA, 2909 nt
Organism: Drosophila yakuba
Lineage: Eukaryota; Metazoa; Arthropoda; Insecta; Diptera; Drosophilidae
Exons: 2
Coding region: 59-1378 (439 amino acids)
Biological process (GO): apoptotic DNA fragmentation
Cellular component (GO): nucleus; mitochondrial inner membrane
Molecular function (GO): single-stranded DNA endonuclease activity; nucleic acid binding; metal ion binding
Source: RefSeq, a predicted model, not a curated record
AAACAAUUUAUUCAGUCGGCGGUUAGAUAUCAAACUCACCGGUCGAGUUGCCAGCAUAAUGAAGCUUCAGUUUAUCGGUCUGAUUUUGGCGAUCGUGAUUCUGAGAGAGAUUCGGGCACGUGAGCCGGUUGCCCCCAUUCCAGAUGUGGGUCAGGUAAUCAAAGAUCUCGAUGGACUGCACAUUGAUGGAACAACUUUUGAGCAAGGUGCUCCCUGCAGAGUGAAUGUGCAAAGGGAUCUGCCUCGUUCCGACCAAGUGCAGCCGCUGUACCUGCGCCCUGGGACGGAUCUCUACUGGCUGCCCAAUGCCGAUGGCCACCUGGAGGUUAACCGCGGCGCCAGCAUCGAGCUGCACUGCAGCCAUCCUUUCGCGCCCGCGAAUGGAGAGUCCUUGGAUGCGAAGCUGCGCUCCAUUCGGGUGAAGUGUGUGCAGGACACCACCUUCGAGUGGCUGGGGGCCAAAAUCCAAUUCAGCGACUUUGUCUGCAGUCACUCUAUGUCCUACACCGUGGAGCGAUUGGACAGGAGUUGUGGCAACGACACUACGAGUCCAUCCACCUCGUACUUGUAUCGCGUGGGCUAUGACACCGGAGAUGGCAGAUUUGUGGUCACCAUGGAGCUGUGCCACGACCCAAAGCACCUGCGCACCCACUACGCCCACCAUCAACUGACACCGGCGAGUGUGCACUUCCAGAAAAAUGUGAAACGCCUGAAGUUUAGCACCGCCGGCCAUUUCACGGGCUUUGACAUGGCCAGAAUUUAUUCGCACAAAAGCCAGGAGAAACUGAUGGUGCCCGGCCUCAUUGACGUGAAGAGUGGUCUGUUCCUGGCCCGCGGACACCUGACGGCCAAAGCGGAUCUAAUCUAUGCCAGUCAGCAGAGGAGCAGCUUCAACUACAUGAACGUGGCGCCCCAGUGGCAGAGCUUCAAUGGUGGCCAGUGGGCCGACCUGGAGGACUCCACCCGACGCUAUGUGGCCCGUUCGGGCAUCGUGGCCAGUGUGUAUACGGGCAUCUAUGGCGAAAUGAAGUUGGCUGGCAGCAAAGUCCUCCACCUGACCACCAAUGCCAAUAACACUGGUGUGGUGGCCGUGCCCCAGCUCUUCUAUCGCGUCCUCAUCGAUGUGGGACAUCCGACCCGCGGAAUCGCUUUGGUGGGUGUCAACAACCCACAUGCCACUCUGGCCCAGAUCCACGAGUCCUAUAUCAUCUGCGAUCCCGUGGAGGACCAGGUGCAUUGGCUUAGCUGGCUGCACAAAAGCAACGCCAAGGGUAACCUGAAGAAGGGCUAUCUGUAUGCCUGUUCGGUGGCGGAUUUGGCCCGGGCUGUCGGACAUUUGCCACGCCCCCUUCUCGAGGUGGAUGAGCUGCUCACUUAGAUGUGGGCGGUGGCGGUUCGAUUACCCAUACGUUUGAGUGGGUGCAAUAAAGACUGAGUGCGUUGUGCGACACAAUAGCAGUUUGGUGUUAAUGAAAAUAAAUUCAUAUUACUGAGGUUUUAACCACUGAGGUUUAAAACAAAUGCGCAACCCCUUGAAAUACGAUAUAUCCGAAAUGCAUUUGUACAUUAAUAUACACAAAAUAGUUUUGGAGUAGGUUUCCACUUGCAUGUUAAAAUAUGGCACUGUUUCCUAAAAAUUUCUUUAAUUUAGCUCAGGGAAUUUAAAUAAAUCUUUAAGAAAACGUCUUCAGAUUUUGUUAGCCUAACAAGCUAAUUUCCAUGAAGGAGUCGUCCUUGCCCAUUCCUUUAACAGCCAUAUGUGCCAGUUUCGUGUGUGUGUGUUCAGAUUAUUAACGCUCGUGUGGGCUUCACGCCAUCAAAAUCAAAUGGGACAUCGUGUGUGGUCAUGUCGGGGGCGGGGCCACGCCCACGUGGGGGAAAGGCCAUACCCUCGUUAUGCGAUUGCCUUGUUGGCGAGGGCGCAAAAUCGCUGGAAGAAAUGGGGAUAUCAAAUACGGCUCGGCUGCAUUACCUUCAUGUCGUUCACAAAACACAAUUUGUUCCACAACAUUGAUUUAAUCCUUUUUCUUCUGGGCCACGCAUACACACACACACACACACACACACGGGAAUACAAACAACGAAACGCACAUAAAAUGGCUGUCGUGAAGAAUUUUCUUAAAUUUUCCGCUGGCUUUUUCAUGGCAUUUCCCGUCGUUGAGCUGUGUCCUUGGCAUUAUCAUGAAUAUUUGCCCCCUCCAUUCAGUGCUUUCGAUACAUUUCCAUUUGCUGAUUUGAAGCGCACUUUCCACUUCUCCACUCGCCAGCACCCCACCGCUUUUCCGUUUUUCCGAUUUUCCGUUUUCCGCUCGCUUAGCUCGGUGUCGGUGUGUUCGGGUUUGGAAAGGGGCAAGCCGAAAUUAUGUUUUUAUGCUAGCUUGUGCGGUAAGCAAUAUUUGCUCAAGUAUCCCAUACAGACUGUUGGACAGUAAUCAUCAAAUGGGGCACACGGAGUUUGGAAAUUUCUGGUUGGGGUUUCAAGAAAACGGGGCGGAAAAAUUAAUGAGAAGUAUCGCAUGCCUGAGGGCUUAAUAACAGCAUAUUAGAUUAGCCUGUUGGAUUUAAUAUAAUGUAAUUAAAAUGUUUAGCUCUGUUGGUUUUAAUGUAAUAUUAUGUAACUAAAAAGAUAUCACAAGUCGUUUUUGAACAGAUAGUUCAGCACAAAAUCAAAUGACAUGAAAAGUCUAUAUAAUUAAACCGAACUCUGAAACAAGCUCCUGUGACAUAAAUUAAAAUGAGUUUGUAAAAACUCAUACAACAAAAGUUUUCAUAAUCUGUGGAAUGAAAAUAAAUUGAAAUAUCAACGAAAUACGUAAAAAAAGUAACCAAUUAAAAACUGAUUUCUAUGCAAAUGAAUUCCCCCUACCAGAAACAAUAAAACUUUCAACUUGGCUCACAUUCCCUGGAAA